AUGAGCUACCUUAUUAGUGAUGAUAAAAAUGUCGAAUGUCUCAAUUUGAACGAUAUACGGUUGAAGGCAGAGAAAUAUAAUUGGCUAGAAAAAUCUGAGAAAAAGAAUUCUUAUAUUUUUUGUAAAGACAAUGUUAAAAUAAACAUUAUAGAUUUGAAAGGACUAGUGACAAUAGAAGUACAAUUAUUAAACGGUAUUUCAUAUAAGAUGUGUAGGAGUAAUAUAAGGAUAGAUGAAAUAUCUAGUUUGUUUGGACCUUCAAAUAAUUAUUAUGCAUAUAAUGAUAUAAUAAAUAAAACUAUUUUAUGUAACUACAAUUUGAGUGUUAAAGAAAAAAUUGACCUUUUUAAUAAAAAAGAUAAAACAUUUUUAAAACAAAAUGAUGUUAAAAAUAUUUUGAAAUGUGAAACCAAUAAAGUAAUAAGUUAUAAUAUUAAUAAUAAAAUAAUUAAAGGUAAAGAUAUAAACUGUAAUAAUAGGACUAAUGAGAAUUUUCAUUUAAUCAAAAAGGAACCAUUGCGAGAGGUAGAAAAAAUAUAUACUAAAAGAAAAGAGAAAAAUAUAUUUAUAAAACAAGACAAACAAGACGAGAUUUUAUUAUUUGAUCAAAAUAAAUUAUUUGUUAAUAUAGAAAAUGACAAUAUAAAUAAUAAAAUAUAUAUCGAAGAAAAUGUUGAAGGAAUGAUAUGUAAAUCCAAAACAAUUCUAAUGUUAAAAGAAAAUAAUAAUAUUUUGAGAGAACCCUAUUACACAACAGAUAAUAAAUAUGGUUGUGACGAGUUUUUAUAUGACGGUAUGAAUGUUCAUAAUGUUCAAAGAAAGGAAAAGAAAAAAAAGAAAAAUAAUAAAAAAUUAAAAAGUGAAUCAUACGAAUUAUUAUAUUUUUACAACAAAACAAAUAAAAUAUAUAAUCAUAUUACAUUAAAUGUUUUAUCAAAUAAAAUAUCUUACUUUUGUUUCUUUAACAAUUUCUUUUAUUAUAGAACAAUAUAUGAAUAUAAAUAUAUUCAUAUAAAUAACAAUAAGAAAAAAGAUGAGUUAGAUAAAAGAAGAAUAACAACAAAAUUAUUUAAUAAUCCUUUUGAAAGUGUGGUGGAAAAUAUGAGUGAAGACAAUACAAAUUAUAAACCUACAAGAAGUAAGAAGAAUAUGCAUAAUGUUAUAUGUCCAUAUAAUAAUAUUUUUAAUUGUAUUAAUAAUAUAGAAGAGAACAAUAAUUAUGGUGAUAAUAUAUAUACUUAUAAUUUUACUACUAGAAAUACAAAUAAAAUAUGUCAGAUAAAAAAAGACAAAUAUGUAAAUCAUAAUUUAUUUAUUAAAAAAAAAAAAAAAAAUCAUAAAAAUAGCAACAAUAAUAAUAAUAAUAAUAUGAAUAAGAAUAUAUCGAGUACGUUUAAUUUUAACAAAUAUAAUAAGAAUAAAUAUAUAAAAAAACAUAGAAAAAACAAUUAUAACAUAUAUAAUGAACCAGACAAAAAAUAUUCUAUAUACCAUAAGAACUAUAAAUGUAAUAGCAAUAACUUUAUAUAUAAAGAUUUAAAAAUUUACAAGGAAAAAUAUCCACAGAAUUGUUUCAAUAAUAAUAUUAAUAUCUGUAAUUAUUUUAAAAGAUAUGAAAUGAAUAAUGCUGAAAAGAGUUAUAACCAUUUGAAUAUACAAACAUUUAAUAAUAUAAAAAGGGAAGAACAUAAUAUAUAUGAACCAAUGUAUGAAAUAAGACAUAAUGCAUAUAAUAAAUAUCAUAAUAAUAAGUGUAAUAAUAUUAAUAAUUAUAUACAUAAAAAUUUUUAUGAAUAUAAUUCAUAUGAUUUAUAUAACAAUAUGUAUAAUAUAUCAACCAUUAUUCAUAAUAAUUAUGGUAAUGAUAAUAAUUAUGAAAUGUAUUAUUCUAACAAUUCUUACGAUAAAAGAGAAUCAAGGGUAUCUUCUUAUAUGCAAAGAGGACAUAAUAAUAAGUCUUAUAUGAACAAAAGAGCAAAUAUAUUAAACAAGAAAUAUAAUAAUCUUUUAUUUUCAAAUGAAGAUAUGUUUAAUAAAUCACAGAAUAAAAAAGAAAAAAUAAACAGAAUUAUGUAUAUGGAUAAAAAUAUGAACAAAUUAUAUGAUAACAGAGGUAUAAAUAAUAAUUUUAAUUAUCUAUAUAAAUAUGAAGAAUUAGAAAGAUUUAAUCAUAUAUGUCCUUCAAGUUAUAAAAAGAAGAACCAAUUACAAAAAGUGAAAAAUGAAAUAUAUAAAAAACUUUCUUAUUUAAAAUAUUUCCAACAUGAUAAGAACAGAAAUAUACCUCGCUAUAAUUUUUUUAUAAAACAUUUAUUAUAUGAUUAUUGUAAAAAAAAGUUACACAUCUGGUUAAAGGUUAUGCUAGUGAAACAAAAAUGUGGAUAUUGUAACGAGCAAUUUGAAAAUAUAGAUAUCUUAGAAAAUCAUUUAAAAUAUGUAAAAACACAUAAGGUUUUUUAUUGUUGUCAAAAACCUUUUCCUUCAUUAAAAUAUCUAUAUAUGCACCUUAAGAGAAAAAAUCAUUAUGGUUAUAUAUAUUAUUAUUAA
Plasmodium gaboni is the source of this 2547-nucleotide messenger RNA. RefSeq lists its product as hypothetical. The transcript has a single exon. Lineage: Eukaryota; Apicomplexa; Aconoidasida; Haemosporida; Plasmodiidae. Bases 1 to 2547 code for a protein of 848 amino acids. The record is from RefSeq and is a predicted model, not a curated record.